GUGUUAAUCCGAAUUAUGGAUCAAUGUCUGUCAUGGGAAGACAAAGAUUAAUGGGUGAUGCUGUGAGGAUGUUGCCUGGACUAGUUUACACAAAAGAAAAUCAUGAGUUCUCGUUUUAUGCUAUUUUUCAUAGCGAAGGAAGUGGAAAGGCAGCAACUUUUUGGAGGGAUGUUUUACAUUUGAUGUUACUAAAGCGGUUGGAGAAGGAGAAACCAAACAAUCGAGGUGGGAUAGAUUGGGUGAAAGUGAUGAAAGACUGUUUUGCUGAGAUGGAGUAUGGGGAAGAAUGUAUGAGUCCUUCUAGAAGGAGGGAUGAUGUUGAAGGGAUGGUUGUUGUUGUGACUGAUAAGGAAGUGAUUUUGUCUGUCAAAGGUGAUUCAAAAGCUGUUCUUUUUCGAGGUGAUAGUGCUCUGUUUUUGUCCCAUGCUAGCGAGGCUGACAGGGUUGAUAAAAGACAGAGGAACAGUUACUAUCACAAUCCAUAUAUUCCAUGUAGAGAAUCAAUUCCAGAAGUAAUCAUGGAAAACAGAACACUUGAAGAUGAAUUUCUGAUCAUAGCAAGCAACGGUUUAUGGGAAGUCAUCAGUGAUGAAACAGCAUACGACAUCACAAGAACAUGUCUCAUAGGUUACACAAGGGACCACAAAUUCCAGGAAGAAGGAUGGGCAGCAGAGGCAGCUGGUUUGCUAGCAGAGUUAGCCAUGGCUAAAGGUGGUCAAGACAACAUGAGUAUCAUCGUGGUUCAUCUCAAGACAGUCUAAUAAUAAUAAUAUCAAUAUCUAGUACUAAAAGCUUUCAAUAAGAUGUUGCAAUCAAUAAAACCAUAUGUAAAAUAUAUCAAACUUUGCUUGUACUAUGUAAAAUAAAGAUCACCAGUUUUAUCAUCACACUCAAAACACUUGUUUAAUAAUAAUCGCCCAGAGGUUUCUUCACUUCUAGACGACGAUUCACAUAUGGAAAUUAUCGAAAGUAGGAGGAGAAAGAGGAUGAGCACUCUUCUUAAAUCAUCUCUUCACUCCUUUCUCCCCACCCAUAUAAUAACUUCAAUCAUAUUCUUAAAUCAAUCAGUAAUUGAAGACUAAUAU
Molecule: messenger RNA, 1085 nt
Organism: Impatiens glandulifera
Lineage: Eukaryota; Viridiplantae; Streptophyta; Magnoliopsida; Ericales; Balsaminaceae
Product: probable protein phosphatase 2C 8
Exons: 2
Coding region: 24-761 (245 amino acids)
Biological process (GO): protein dephosphorylation
Cellular component (GO): nucleus; cytosol
Molecular function (GO): protein serine/threonine phosphatase activity
Source: RefSeq, a predicted model, not a curated record